GGCAUGAAACAAGUAAAGACUUGAAUUGUAAUUCACGAAUCAGUCAAUUUUCGACGCCUAUUCGAAGUGGUUGUGACCUUUGUUUCAAUAUAUUUUUAAAGAUAAUAAUUCAAUCUGACAAUAAAAUCUUUUUAAACUGAAUAUAUUCGCCAUGGCUGAAACGGAAAUAAUAUCGAAUAGUGAUAAUAAUGAGCAAUUUUUUGAAGGUGUCGAAAAGUUAAUUGAAAUAUGGUUUACACCGGUCCAGCACGCUGAUUUAAGAAAAAUCACUCGCCAACAAUGGGAGAAUGUUUUGAAAAUAGUCCGUUGUGAGAUCAUAUCUUUUACACAGAGUGACCAAGUUGAUGCAUAUGUAUUGAGCGAAAGCAGCAUGUUUGUGUCGCGUCGCCGGUGGAUCUUAAAGACGUGUGGAAGGACGACACCGCUUCGAUGCGUACGGGCAGUGCUGGCACUGGCGUACGAAACUGCGGGCCAUACUAGAGUGCAGAAUGUUUUCUACUCUAGACGCGAGUUCGCCAGGCCUGAGGCCCAGUUGAAACCGCACGACAAUUUUGAUUCUGAGGUUGAACUUCUGGAUUCGUUCUUCGGUGACGGACGAGCUUAUAUCAUGGGCCCGGAGAAGGAUUGCUGGUACCUCUACACGCUUCUGCCGCUUGAAGGAACGGUAGACGCACUUGAAAAGGAGCAGCGUGAAGUUACUGAUCGAGAAGUUCCCGAACCAGACCAAACCAUAGAGAUACUGAUGUCGGAGUUGGACCCCGCCGUCAUGGAUAUAUUCACAAGGGCUAAUUCCGCUGAUUCUGCGCAGGCGACUAAGGCGUCGGGAAUUGACCAAAUAAUCCCGGGAAUGGUGAUUGACGACUAUCUCUUCGAUCCCUGCGGAUAUUCCAUGAAUGGAGUUGCAAAGGAUGGCUACUACAUGACCAUCCAUAUAACGCCGGAGCGGUCGUGUUCGUACGUCUCGUUCGAGUCGAACGUCCCAGUCGAGCGCUACGAUCGCGUUCUACGGGCCGUGCUCGCCGCUUUCAGACCUGCCAAGUUUAUCCUCACCAUAUUCCAUACACCGGACGCGCCCGGCACCGAGCCGCUGCCCGAGCUGAAGGCCUACCACUCCCUGAGCGGCUUCGAGCAGAAGGAAGCCCAGCACUGCCGCUUCUCGGGCUACGAGCUCCACUACGCGCUCUACAACAAGUUCCCGAGCUGAGGGCGCGCUCCACGCCGCCCCGCCCCAGCCCCGCCGCGCUUUCGCCCCAAAACCCCCGCCCGGGACAUUCACACGAUACUCGCCUCCACCGCGCCGCGCGUCUACGAAGACCCGCCCUGCCGAUUCCGCCCCACCCUGCUGAGGCGGAUCGUGUCUGCGAUAUUGGCCUGCAAGUGCCGGGCCAGUGGGGCAUGACGCCCAGAGACGUCUCUUAGGAGUAGCUCUUAACAACCCUUAACAUAGAUUUCGAGCAGACCUGGAUUCGUCUGGAUCUGCAAUUCUAGAUUAAGAGGCCUAGAGUUCUAUAGGUGCGCUUCUAUUUGCUUCUUCUCUCAGUUUCAGGUGCAUAAAGAGGACAAUAUAUGAAGGAUUUUAAUAAAGUUCUCUCAUUAAUGUCGCUGUUACUAUCGCUUACGCUAUUGGUGCUAAUUACAUUUCAUGUACCGUAGAAAGGAACGAACAAUUUCUGUAACUUAAUAAAAACAAAUUAAAACAUUCAUCGCCUAGAAUCGAACCUAGAUCCUUUACGCUUUUAUAAAACCUCAAAAUUCUUUGUAUAAUACCAAUAGCGCUUUCUCGAUAGUGUACAUAGUUAUGACAGCUGACAUACCGGUUUGACAUUGACGUUUCGAGAUACGACAGCUGUCAAAAGGCACUCAGCUUCGCUUCGUCACUGAGCUUUUUUCACUUUCAUUUGCGACAAAUUACGCUGCUCAAGGUUUAUAGAAUAACUUUUUUUUGUGAUCUUAAAUUUAACCCUGCUGUGAAUUUUGUAACAGGGUGCCAUAUUUAGGGUUCAAAAUCCGAUAUAGUCUGAUAUUUGUAAAGUGAUAUUGACAAUUCAGAUUUCGUUAAUUUGUAGUUAAUUGUGCUUUUAUAGAUGACAUAAAUUACGCUAAGUCUGCGCUCAAAGAGUAUUUUAAUAAUUAUUAUUGAUUAAAGUACAUUGUCAACUUCGCUUUUAAAAAAAUGCAUUUAUUAAAAUUGAAAUAUAUGUCGCAGACUCAGCGUAAAGUGACAAGUUAUAACGUGAAACGGAACGCAUCAAUCGUAUUUGAAACAUGACAUUGACGUGUCAAUUUGACAUUCGUUAUAGAUUACAAUAAAAAUAAAAAAUAUUUUACCAUUCCAUUGUGUUAGUGAUAUUGUAUUAAUUCGUGUUUUCGAAAUUGACAUAAGAAAAGAUGUUUCUAGAAUAUUUAGACGUUAGAGAAAUAUGAAUUUAUAUGAUAAUAAAAGUUAUUGACGUAGCUGUGACGUUAAAGUAGUGAUAGAUUUGGCACAAAUGUACAAUAUAUUGUAAAUAAUAAGAGUAAGAGAUAGAUUAAGUCCAUUUGUUGCGAUAAGUGAUGGUGGGGAGCGUCCGAGACGCUGGCGAGCUUGGGGUGUGUUUAUUUCAAUAAAUCAUUUUCUCUCAAA
Molecule: messenger RNA, 2623 nt
Organism: Pieris napi
Lineage: Eukaryota; Metazoa; Arthropoda; Insecta; Lepidoptera; Pieridae
Gene: SamDC
Product: S-adenosylmethionine decarboxylase proenzyme
Exons: 8
Coding region: 152-1204 (350 amino acids)
Biological process (GO): spermine biosynthetic process; spermidine biosynthetic process
Cellular component (GO): cytosol
Molecular function (GO): adenosylmethionine decarboxylase activity
Source: RefSeq, a predicted model, not a curated record